AUGAUGGAAACGCAGAGGCUGCAGUGGCAUCGUUACAAUCAGCCACCCCUUAGGUGCGAAAAAUAUAGUAACCUGAGAGAUUUCAAAACCAUAGGGAAUGACGCCAGUUCAUCUAUUGGUAAACCAGUCAUACAACCAUCAUCAUUCACUGGAGGAAAGCGGUAUAUGAUUCAGAAUUAUCAGGAUGCCAUGACUAUUUGUAGGUGGACUGGAUAUCCGUCGUUGUUUAUUACUUUUACUUGCAACCCGAAAUGGCCAGAAAUCACAAGGUUUGUUAGUAAAAGGGGACUACGACCAGAAGAUAGGCAAGACAUAUCCGUUCGAGUAUUUAAGUUGAAACUUGAAGAACUUCUAAUUAAUUUGAAGCAGGGAAAAGUAUUUGGUGAACACACUGCACUUGUCUCAACCAUCGAAUUUCAAAAGCGAGGCCUCCCUCAUGCCCACAUAAUUCUUUUUAUAAGACGUGAGGCGCAACAAUACUUGAUCGAUAACAUGGACGAUUUCAUAAGUGCAGAACUACCACCUAAGGAGGAAAACCCAAAAUUAUAUGAGACAGUCUCAGAAUGCAUGAUCCAUGGUCCUUGUGGAGCAGAUCAUUUAAAUUCACCUUGCAUUGUGAAUUUAAAGUGUUCGAAGGGUUUCCCAAAGAAUUAUAUUGAUCGUACAAAAGUUGAUGAUAAUGGAUAUCCAGUCUACAUGAGGAGAGACACAGGCAUCACAGUAGAAAAAAAUGGAGUAUUGCUUGAUAAUAGAUUUGUGGUGCCAUAUAACUCAUUUCUCAUUAUGAAAUAUCGGGCGCACAUCAAUGUUGAGUAUUGCAAUCAGGGUCAGUCUGUGAAAUAUCUUUGCAAGUACAUCACUAAAGCCAGUGAUAGGAUGGGUGCCAAAAUAACUAAUACAAAUAAUGAUGAAAUCUCUGAGUAUAUUGAUUGUAGAUACAUUUCUGCAUGUGAGGCUAUGUGGAGAAUAUUUGAAUUUCCAAUUCACUAUCGGACUCCACGCGUUGAGCGUUUGUAUUUUCAUUUGGAAGGAGAGCAAAACUGUGUGUUUAGAGAAGGCGAUUAUAUUGAAAAUGUCCUCAUGAAGAAUACGAUCGCUGAAACACAAUUUCUCGAGUGGAUGGAAAUGAAUAAGAAUGAUGCAGAAGCUUGGCAAUGGUUAUACAGUGAGUUUCCCCAACAUUAUGUUUGGGAUCUUGAGAAAAAAAAAAUGGAAGAAAAGAGAUAG
Salvia miltiorrhiza (redroot sage) is the source of this 1227-nucleotide messenger RNA. RefSeq lists its product as uncharacterized. The record is from RefSeq and is a predicted model, not a curated record. NCBI's taxonomy places the organism in Eukaryota, Viridiplantae, Streptophyta, Magnoliopsida, Lamiales, Lamiaceae. The transcript has 2 exons. Bases 1 to 1227 code for a protein of 408 amino acids.